AUUCUUUGGUAAACAAGAGAGAUAAACUCAAACAAAGCCACCACUCACAUAAACUUAUAUAAAGACUGAGUGGGUGAAACAUUUUUUUUUCCAAGUAUGGAAGCAAAAUAAUAAUAAAAAUAAUAUAUAAAAUAGAUAGGACUAGUAGAAGCCCAAGCAAAUGGAAGAAGUUGAAAGAAUAUUAAUGGUGCUCUAUAGUAGUAAUAGUACUAUUUUCACAGCCACCAUCUUCCUCUUCAUCCUCAUCAUCAUCUUCAUCAUCCCACGUACCAACCGUUCAAAGACCAAACCAAGGCUCCCUCCGGGGCCACCGGCCAUCCCCAUCAUCGGCCACCUUCAUCUCAUUCGUUCCCUGCCACACCACGCCUUCGACAAACUCGCCGGCCGCUACGGCCCCUUGAUGCACCUGCGUCUGGGCUCCGUCUUGGCCAUCGUUGCCUCCUCACCAGACAUGGCCAAAGAGGUCCUCAAAACUAACGACGCCAACUUCGCCAGCCGUCCCCAGAACCACGCCUCUCGAAGGUUCGGCCACGAUGGCUCCGGUUUAGUUUUCGCACCCUACGGUCCUUACUGGAAGUGGAUCCGCAAGCUCUGCAUGUCCGAGCUCUUGGGUAGCCGCACUGUUGACCAGCUUCUCCCCAUGCGCCGUCUCAGUCUGCAUGACCUACUCAGGACGCUGCUUGAUGCCUCCCGGCGGCGGCAGCAGGUGAACAUCAGCGAAGAGCUAGUCAAGAUGGGCAUUGGCACCGUUGGGAGGAGCUUGGUAGGGUCAACAUCCUUCCGGGAGUACUACUACGGUGGAGAUAACCAUGAUGAUGAUCUGGAUGAGAUGAUGAAGCUAACUAAAGAGGUUAACAUGCUCGUCGGAUCAUUCAACGUGUCUGACUUCAUCCCAGCGCUGGCCAGGUGGGACUUGCAGGGUCUCGACAAGAAGAUCCAGGAUGUUCACCACAGAUUCGAUGCCAUGCUAGAGAGAAUCAUUGAAAGGAAACAAGACCUUAAAUAUUCAAGAAACAACAAUAAUUAUCACCAUAUUAGAUCACAAAACAUCAAAGAUCUGCUGGACAUCGUGCUCGACAUCGCCGACAAUGAUCAUGAUCAAGAGUCUGACAUUAAACUCACCAGAGAAAACAUCAAGAGCUUUGUCCUUGAAGUGUUGGUGGCUGGAUCGGACUCAUCGGCAGCGACAAUGGAAUGGACGUUGGCAGAGCUGAUGCAGCAUCCGGAGAUGCUGGAGAAAGCCAAGUUAGAGAUUGAAGAGGUAGUUGGGAAAGAUAGAAUUGUAGAGGAGAGGGACAUUCCCAAAUUGCCUUAUCUACAAGCCAUUGUGAAAGAGUCUCUGAGGCUCCACCCCGCUGCUGCCUUUGCACUCAGACUUUGCAUCAAUGAUGUCAGGAUAAAGGAUUAUGAUAUCCCAGCUGGGUCACACAUGUUUGUCAAUCUCUGGGCUGUUGGGAGGGAUCCAAGUUACUGGCAGGACCCAUUGGAAUUCAAACCUGAAAGAUUUCUCUUAUUUAAUAGUAAUAAUGAUCAUAAUAAUUAUAAUCAGGAGGAAGAGGAGGAGAUCAUGAAGAUGGUGGACUUUAGAGGGCAGUACUACCAUUACCUGCCAUUUGGAAGUGGGAGGAGAGUGUGUCCUGGGAUGAACUUGGCGCUUCAAGUGGUUCAGGCGACGUUGGGAGCGUUGAUACAGUGCUUCGAGUGGGCACCAGAUGACAAGAAGGUGAUGGAUAUGGCUGAGGGAAUUGGGAUUGUGAUUCCCCGGGCUCAUCCCAUCAUCUGUGUCCCUGUUGCUCGUUUGGAUCCUCUUCCCUACCUCUCUUGACACGAUACUAUACGUACAUGCACGCCUGCUGCUGCUUAUAAUUAAUCAUUAUUAUUAUUAUUAUUAUUAUUAUUAUUAUUAUUAAUAUGUACUUUGUGCUGUAUGUCUGGUUUAUAUAUAUAUACAUGUCAUCGGCCCUCAUGAAUUAUG
Dioscorea cayenensis subsp. rotundata (Guinea yam) is the source of this 1975-nucleotide messenger RNA. RefSeq names its product cytochrome P450 93A3-like. Bases 161 to 1825 code for a protein of 554 amino acids. Lineage: Eukaryota; Viridiplantae; Streptophyta; Magnoliopsida; Dioscoreales; Dioscoreaceae. The transcript has 2 exons. The record is from RefSeq and is a predicted model, not a curated record. Gene Ontology annotation, molecular function: heme binding; monooxygenase activity; oxidoreductase activity, acting on paired donors, with incorporation or reduction of molecular oxygen.